Molecule: messenger RNA, 1373 nt
Organism: Paramacrobiotus metropolitanus
Lineage: Eukaryota; Metazoa; Tardigrada; Eutardigrada; Parachela; Macrobiotidae
Exons: 2
Coding region: 131-1162 (343 amino acids)
Source: RefSeq, a predicted model, not a curated record
GUCAAACUGCAACGAGUAAAAGCCGGGUUGUUGUCUACACGAUGUGCAAAAAAGUAGAGCAACAACCGGCGAAUUUUUUGUUACUACGCGCGAUUUAUUGAUCACACGCAUUUUGUUGUACAUUCUGCACAUGCGAAUAAAAAUGAUCUCAGCGUAUAAUCUCACCAAUUUCCCCUUCUUCUGCCUAUGUAUAGCCGCGAUCUUAAUGUUUUUCUUCACAUUAAUCACAUUUCGCGGGAACUCCUUAAACAACUCCAUCCCGGAUGCGGAGCCUCCGCGAAAGGUCAACCCUAAAAUCUUAUUACCAGAUGAAAUUUUCCCCGAUAACACCGAUGACGAAAUUAUAACCGCCUCGGGGAACCGCUUCCCGGUACAUUUAGUGCGGUAUUAUCCGCGGGAACCGGAGAAGCCGGCGAAUAAUUUAUGCUGGGUGGAGUGUUUAGCGCUAAUGUCCAUCUUUUUAUAUAUUAAGGCAGACCAUGUUUACGUGCAUACGAAUUAUCCAGAUUUCUGGCCGUUCGAUUCCUGCGGACAUAUGAUGGUUAAUUGGACUAGUAUCCAGCUGGUCAACAGCCGGCGACGGUUUACGGUUAACGGGAAACGCCUGAACCCGUCGGAGUUUUAUAUGGCGCACGAAGCGGAUCUGGCCAAGUUUAUUGCGCUGUAUAAAUACGGCGGGAUUGCGCUGGAUUUUGAUGUGUUUAUCCUGCCGAAUAUUACCAAACUAUUAUCGCGGUUGGAUUCGUACGAUUGUGUGGCGUCGCGGGAGCCGGACAAGCUGAACAGCGGCUUCCUGGCGUGCCAUCCCGGCUCCCCGUUCAUCGGCGACAUCCUGCGGCGGUACGUGAGUGACUACAAGCCGGAGCAGUGGGUGUACAACAGCGGCGAAGUGCCCUGGCAGAUCUACUCCACUUCCUCUAUCUACCAACGCACCGUUUUCGUCGACGACCAGAUCAACGACCAUCCCGACCACGCCCACCGCGAACAGAUGUGGGAAGAGCGGGGCAUUGUGAAUUGGCGGGAUAAACCGGCCUACCAUUCCCUAUUCCACAACUGCUCCUUCGGAGAGCGCGCCAUGAUAGAGGGCACCAGCAGUCUCACAGAUUUGAUGCGUGCGGUGUUCGAUGCCGGGCGGACGUCAUCGGUUCUCAUGACGAACUGAUCCAUUUUGACCUCAGCGUUUUCUUAGAUUUCUUAGGUUUCUUAGGUUAUCUUCUUUUACUCUGUAUUUUUACGUAGGCGCUGCACGGUUGAAACCGGCAAGUCUAAUAUACUGUAACAUGACAAACGUAGUCUGUCUGUAGACUCGUACCAUAUUAGUAAAGAUUCCGUCUCUGGACUACGCAAAGUUACAAAAAUGAUUCUUUAUGUUC